AUAAUUAUAAUGAGCAACAUUUACAUUAAAGAGCCCUCAACCAAUGGCAAAGUUCUUUUGCAUACAUCACUUGGGGAUAUUGAUAUUGAAUUAUGGUCGAAAGAGGCACCUAUAGCAUGCAGAAACUUUGUGCAAUUAUGUAUGGAGGGAUAUUAUGACAAUGUUAUAUUUCAUCGCGUAGUGCCAGGUUUCAUAGUCCAGGGAGGUGAUCCUACUGGGACUGGAUCUGGUGGUGAAUCCAUUUUUGGUAAACCUUUCAAAGAUGAACUGCAUCAAAGAUUACGUUUUGUUCGAAGAGGACUCGUGGCGAUGGCUAAUGCUGGUCCAAAUGACAAUGCUAGCCAAUUUUUUUUUACUCUGGGUCCAUGUAAUGAUUUGAACAAAAAACAUACAAUAUUUGCUAAAGUUACGGGUGAUACUGUAUAUAACAUGGUUAGGCUUGGUGAGGUCGAUGUAGAUGAAAAUGAAAGACCUUUAAAUCCCCCAAUGAUAAAAUGGACAAAAGUUCUUGCUAAUCCAUUUGAUGACAUUGAACCCAGAGUAGAGCCUGAGAGAAAUAGGAAAAAGAAAGAUGAUAAAACAAAGGCUAAGAGUCAAUCUCGUGCCACAAAGGAUUACAAAUUAUUAUCCUUUGGGGAUGAAGCAGAGGUUGAUGAAGAAGAAUCCAUUGAAUUGGCCUUCAAAGGUUCAAAAAGUAGUCAUGACUUGGCAAAAGAUCCUAAAUUGAGUGCUGCACCAGCUAUUUCUAAACUUGAAGAAAAUGAUAAUGAAGAAACAUGUAAACGAGACAGAGACAAAAGUGAGUCUUCAUCGUCAGAUUCUACUGAUGAGUCUUCUUCAGGAAAAGAAGAAAAAAGGAAUUCUAGGCAACGAAUAAAAGACAAACUUACAGCAGCGAAAAGGGCAAAAAUAGAUAGGUCUGAUACAACUGAAAAGACGAUUUCUAAAGAAAACAUAAAGGAUGAAAAACUGAAACAACUUCGUAACGAGUCCAGAAUGCUUGCCAGAGAACUAGCAGGAAAGUCUAAAGAAAAUAUUGAAAAAGUUGAUUCAUCAUCUGGAAGUGACAAUGAAACUAAUACUGCAUCUUCAAAUCAAAUGUUUGCUGAAUAUAAAGCUCAACAGAAAAUCUAUCGGGAUAAAAUUGUUGGAACAAAUAAGAAAGGAUUGUCACGAGAACAGCAAACACUUGCAAUGUUGGGCAGCUUUCGUUCUAAGAUGUUGGCGGUAAAGGAAGAAGAGAGUAGUGAAGAUGAAGCUAAAGAUGAUGAUGACAACAAUUUCAAUGUUGUUGGAUGGAUGAAUCAUAAAUUUAAGAAUGUCGACCAUGAACUUAGAGAUGCUAAGGAUAUGAACAGAGAUGUUAAUGAAGAUAGAUAUGAAAUCACUGAUCCCAGAAAUCCUUUAAAUCAAAGGAGAAGAGAGAAUGAUAAAAAGAAAAAAGACAGUAGUAAAGAGAGGCAUAGAGAUAGCAGGAGAAAUGAAUCUUCUCGUCGUGAUCAUCAUCAUAGUGACAGACACCACCGCCAUAGGAGAUGAAUUCUUUUAUGGCCAUCUGUUUUGACUUUUGGAACAGUUAAAGUUGUCCAACGUUGAUAUAUUUUUGAACUGAAUAUGCGAUAACCAGAGUGUUGCUGAAAAAGGGUCAGCAAAUAAUAUGUGAUCAUAUUCAGGGAAUGGUGAAUGGCAAUCUCAUCUCUAGAAAUGUUCUUGAAGCUGAUAGAACAUAGUCAUCACAGGAAAAGAAUAAAUUAUAAAAUGCCAUAAAGUGAAUGAAAACAUUAAAUGUAACAAUUAUUUAUUGAUUAACCUGUAGAUUUUUUAUGGAAUAAUAUGGUUUUAGUUUUAUAUGAUUAUGGUUACCAUUUCACGCCAUAAUCACCCCAGUUAUGAACUAAAAUAUUUUUAGA
This is a messenger RNA of Styela clava, 1910 nucleotides long. The record is from RefSeq and is a predicted model, not a curated record. Lineage: Eukaryota; Metazoa; Chordata; Ascidiacea; Stolidobranchia; Styelidae.